AUUCAAAGAUCAGAACAUAAGCGUGAAGACGACGAGAUAGUAUAUUGGCAGGAAAAAUUGAUCAAAGAUGCACAUAACAGAACAAUAAAACCGUGGCUACAGUUGGAAUCCAUUUUGCCUCUGACUGAAAGCCGAAAACAAUUGCGUAUCGCUCGAGAGAAUAUACUAGAUUUCAUCUACAAUAUAACACGAAAGGCAAUAAGUCACACUGCUCUACAAGAUAAUAAUGAGAUUUCUGAAAGGCCAAAACCUAUUUUUACCAACUACUGGAAUCGUGUGGAAGAACUACGUAAUAAUGUUAGGAGCAAAUCCUGCGAAGUGAGCGACGAGAAUUUCUUCGACGAUGCUAGAAGUUUUUUUGCUGCUAUUCAAAGUGUUAUCACGGAACUGACAACUUUCAUUAUACUUAUGCUGGCAAUGCAUACAGAAGUGCAAGAAAAACUGCGAGAGGAAAUAUCUGUCACAUUUAAUAAUAACAAGAUUGAUGCCCAACAUCUCCUUAGCAUGCGGUAUUUUCAUAUGGUGUACCAAGAGACAUUUAGAUUGUUUCCUAUAGUACCUAUUAUUUCGCGCCAACUUACAGGAGAUAUAAAGCUUGAAUCAUGUACUUUGCCGGAUGGAUGUUACGUUAUGAUUCCAGUAUUUGCUAUUCAUCGUAACCCUGCGUAUUGGUAUAAGCCAUUGGAAUUCAUUCCUGAACGAUUUUCGCCUGAAAAUUCGUCCAGCCGUGUUCGUUAUACGUAUAUUCCGUUUGGUACGGGCCUCAGAGAUUGUUUAGGUCAAAGAUAUACGUACUUAUCCGCGGCGACGAUAAUCGUAAAUUUGUUGCGACGAUUUCGAUUUACAACAACCGUCAGCAACGUAAAUGACGUUGAAAUAACAAACGAUCUCAUAUUACGAGCUCGAAAUGCGAGAUUCUCCAUAUCUCGUAUAUGAUAACAGUCUUUUAUGAUAAUUGAUAACAUAAAUUACAAUAGAUUAUUAUUCUAUUCUUUACAGUGCAUUAGAAGUUAUAAUAUAAGUA
Molecule: messenger RNA, 1024 nt
Organism: Temnothorax curvispinosus
Lineage: Eukaryota; Metazoa; Arthropoda; Insecta; Hymenoptera; Formicidae
Product: cytochrome P450 3A19-like
Exons: 7
Molecular function (GO): monooxygenase activity; oxidoreductase activity, acting on paired donors, with incorporation or reduction of molecular oxygen; heme binding
Source: RefSeq, a predicted model, not a curated record